AUGUUAUUCGUCAACGUGUUUUCGACCAUCGUACUGGCAGGCUCAGUUGCGGCCAUCCCCUUUCGCGUCCUACCUCCUCAAAGUAAGCGAGAUGUCAACCCUGCCCUAGUCCCUUCCUUCGGCUGGCCAUCCGGUGUUAAUCCAGAUGGCACUGGGAACUGUGACGGUGCUGUGAAUGGCACUAACGGAAAGCCUAUCCUGGUGCCUUGCCAAUGCCCGCCAAAUUCGACGUUCUUCCUUGCUUCUCUUAAUAAAAACGUGGCAGCGGGUUUUGUGACAACAAACCCCACCGUAAAGCUCUCUUUCCCAACAGACAACAGCACGGCAUCUCAGAAUGCUCGUUUAAAUGCAGCAGCGGUUACUCUGCAAAACCUUGAAGGUCCUGGUGUUGGUUGCCCCAUUUCUUCUACCACUUUUUCUGCCCAGCAGAAAGCAAUCAAUGCAGAGACAUCUACCACCGGGUCUUCAGGUGCUAUACCCUCAAUGUCUACGAUCGCUUCAUCUGCCCCCAUAUCGUCAAGCGCUGUUUCCGCGAUGUCUACAGCUACGCCAACCACACCCGCGGGUUGUGCUGUCCCAACGAGCACUGCUUCAACCAGUUCCGUAUCGCCCACUGCUUCAACCAACAGUUCCGUAUCGCCCACUGACGCGCAGAUUGCCACUCUGGCUCCACCGCUUGGGUGGCAAUCGGGAAUCAACCCAGAUGGCACUGGCAAUUGCGAUGGUUCCGUCAAUGGUACAAACGGGAAGCCAAUACUCAUCCCAUGCCAAUGUCCCCCUGAUCAGACACAUUAUAUUGCGAACCUGACAGCGAAUAUUCGUGCGGGCCAUGUCAUCCUGAAUCCCACGGUACUCCUCACAUUCCCAACCGACAACAGUACAGCUGCGCAAAAUGCGCGUCUGAAUGCUGCUGCUGUUACGAUACAAAACUUGAAUGGUGCUGGGAAGGGGUGUCCGAUUGUGUCCACCUCGUUCAGUGCACAACAGAAGGCGAUUAACGCCGAGAGUACUUCUUAA
This is a messenger RNA of Suillus clintonianus, 1017 nucleotides long. RefSeq lists its product as uncharacterized. The transcript has 5 exons. The coding region runs from base 1 to 1017 and encodes 338 amino acids. The record is from RefSeq and is a predicted model, not a curated record. NCBI's taxonomy places the organism in Eukaryota, Fungi, Basidiomycota, Agaricomycetes, Boletales, Suillaceae.